CCCGCCAUGGCGCUGGCGCGGGCCCUGCUGCAGCAGUGCGUGUCCGCCCGGCUCCAGGUGAAGCCGCCCGAGCGCGGCGCCGAGGCCGAGUGGGUGGAGAUCCAGAGAGGGCUUGUUAUCUACAUAUGCUUCUUCAAAGGUGCUGAUGAGGAUCUUGUUCCAAAAAUUGUCAAUAUGCUGCUGAAUGUUAAAUUAAGUGAAAAUGAAAGCGGCGAGUACGUUUCUGUUCUUGAUUUACCAGGUGAUGUGCUAAUCAUACCACAAGCUACCCUAGGUGGUAAAUUGAAGGGAAGAAAGAUGCAGUACCAUGCAAACAUUGAAAAAGAAAAAGGGCUGGAACUUUAUUCUCAGUUUGUGACUGCGUGUGAAAAAGAACUGGCUGCCAAUGCCAAAUGUGUGGAAGCAGGUGUUCUUGUCAAGCACGGCACGUAUGGAAACAGGCAGGUGUUAAAACUAGAUACAAAUGGACCUUACACUCAUCUGAUUGAAUUUUGAAAAAAUAAAUUAUAACCUGGAUACAGUACUGGUUACCUGGGACUGCUCUGCAGUAAUGACUAUGUGGUUUAUGUUCAUAUUCAUCUGAAGUAUGCUCAAAAUAAUUGAUAAUAUUGAUCCACUUAAGAUGUAUAAUUUGGAAGGCUUUAUUAACAAAAAUGGGGUAAUGCAUAUGUUUCUUAUUACAAAAUAAUGACAAAAGUAUUACAUGUAUUAGCUACUGUAAAGUACGCUUGAGAAAGCAAAGUUUAUAGAUUAAAAACAAAGAAUGCUAGAGAUGUACUUAUUUGUUCCCAGAUUUCCUGAGUCAGACAAUUUUUUUCUGUUUUCUGUCUAUAAAAUAACAAUGCUUUCUAGCUAACAAAUUCAUUGAAACCACAAAUUCACUUAAUUUCUGGCCUCUUAGAGAGUAGAAACUAAAUAAGAAAGUCCCUCCCCCUCAUCCAGAGUGUGUAGGGGUAGGAUACUUCAGGUAGUACUAUGACUGAACAUGGACUAUACGGGGUAGAAAAAGUGAGGCACAUCUCGAAACUGAAGUCAAGGCAGUACCACUGAAUUGCAUUCUUGAAGUUUGCACUCCGAAAUCUCCUCUGAUGUGUUCUGAUAGGCUGUUUGCUGUAGCCUGGUCUGUGUCCUUGUUACCUUGGUCUUGUUGUCUACUCAAUUCAUUCAUAACAGAGCCUCGGGAAAAGGACUGAAAUAUUCAAAUGAAAACAAAACCAAAAAUGGUAGGAUGUAUGCUUCCAUCUCAUCGUUCCCUCUGCCCCUGUUGCUUCCUUCCAGCUUUCUGUCUAUUGAAUCCACCAGGCAGAUACUAGGUUAUAUUUCUUUUAUACAGUUUUGGCACAUUUGGGGCCCCAUUCCCAGCUGACACCCUAUGCAGUACUGUCACAAACAUCAUUAACAGAUGGUGUUAAGAUGAUAUAAUGGGAAAUUCUGUCUUAUAAGGCAGUAAGAACAGAAUAACUACAUUAAAAUGUGGCAAAUUCAAAACUGAUUCAAGUGCAUUCAUCCUGUGAGUCAAGUUUCUCUUUUACUGCAGCAUCAUGAUUUUUGAAGUCAGUAAUUUAGAAGGGUUCAAAGUGAAAUUAGACAAUUACAUGGUUUGCAGUAAUUAUCCAGAAUUCCCAUUUAAGUAAUAAAUUCUUCUGGAAAAGAUGAAAAACCUUGUGGUUAGUGAGCAUGCCAGCUUGUGCAAUCUUAAAUUGUAGGUCAGUAAUUACAAAUAUUCUCUCCUUAUCUUUAGUUUUUAAAAACCAUAACUGAAUGUGUGAUCUGCAGGCUCAAACAAUGCCAUGAGAAUCACAUUUUUUUAGCAGAUACAAAGCUCAUCGUUUUGAUAACAGAGUAAUUAGAUUUUUCAGAUUAACAUAAUGUAUGGUUAAUAAUUAUGAAAUACCUAAGGAUGUUGAAUUCCUGGCAACUGGCACUCUCACAGCUGAAAGCAACUUUUCACACAAAUGGCCUGGAAAUACUAGCUAGGUCCCAAAUGGCAUAUUUAUUCAUUAAUAAUUAACAGUUAUGAUAGACACAAUAUGAGUCUUCUUCUAAGUUCUGACUAGUGACAUUUAAAUAAGAUUCUCCUGAUGUGCAUAACUAAUACAAAUUCAGUAUGAUCCGUCUGCUUAAAAAAACUUUUUAUUCCUCUUUCUGUUGGAGGCCAAAUCCUAAAAAGAGUUGAAUAAUGCCACGUUUCACUGACCUUACAUGAAUUGCAGGUAUUCAGUCUAUCUGAAAUUGAUCCUUUGAGGUAUAAUACAAAGUCUGCAGUUUUUAUUUUUAUUUUUUUCCUGGCUCUAGAAAGAUCUUUGGCAGCCUAGCAAUUCAUUCUCUAUAUUUCAAGAACUCUACAAGUUCUAAGAGGGAUGAACUUGAAAAUACUUAGUGAAAAACAGACUUGAGACCAAACUCCAUCUUGUACUGAUUUCUCAUAUAAAAUACAUACAAAGUUAUGUGUAUUUCAGUGGUUCUUGGGACAAAGCAGAACUCUGGAGUUUCUGUAGAAAGGUGACAUCUUUGUGUAUUAUCUGUCUGUUUCUGAUUUAUCUGUGUAUCCGUCUUGGCAUACUGAUUUCCGCCAUCUUCUGCUCCAGCGAUUGGCAGCUUGUUGAAUGCUGUGCCCUUUGUACUGCUUUAUUUAUAUCUACUAUUGAUUCACAGUCCAUUUACUGACAGAAGCCAUUUCUGAAUAACAUGAUGGACCAUACUGAUGAAAAAAUUGAUUAAAAUUAUUUUUUCGAAGCCAAAUGCUGAUUCCUUUCUGCUACGAAAAUAUGCUUUUAACAGAUGACCUGACACUGCUUUAAAUAGUUUCUAUUUUAUGACGAGACAAAAGCUCAGAUAAUUAUCCUGUUCUAUACUUAGAGAAUAUCUAUUGGAAGAUGCUUAAUAUUCCCCACUUCCUUGAAAUAAACUGUAACAUCAGGAGUCAUCAUUAUGCUAUUCUAGUGUGGCCUCCAAUUCAAGUGACACACAGUAAUCGUUACAUUGGGCUUUUGCGACCUUGUUGGCAGCCUACACACCCAGUGUGUCUAAGCCGAGCGUGCGUGGACUACGAACUGUGCCCAUAAAACUAAUGAGUUCAGGUGCAAUAGCUUGUUUUCUAGUCAGCAGUAUUCCUGCUGCCUUCCAUUGCCCUUUGUGGAAAUAUUCACCUCUGCUGCUAGGUGCAGUAGCAACAUAAAAUUGGUAGAUACAGUAUGCAACAUACAAAUAUUAUUCCAGAAUUGGAAGGUAAUAAACAGCAUGUAACGCAGUAGUACUGGUAAUAAUGCUGCAGCUGUAUUACUAUUGCUAGUAAGAGUCCACAGACUUUGUCCUGAGUUUAGCAGACCUCGGGACAGAGGCUUACCACGUGUGCUUUGUCUGAACUUUCUCUGAUCUUCCUGGAGCUUAGGUUUUACUUGAUUUAGCUGUAACACCAAUUUUUUCUAAUGGCAGGAGACCAUGAUUAAUUUGUCUUACUUUUGCUUUGUACAGUGUAACCACAGUUUUAUAGUGAUACUAAUAAUAAGUAGUUAUUCUGUGUAGAAUGAUAUAUUUAUGACUCUAACAUAAUGUUACAGUGUACAGAAAUAAAGGCCAGUUAGAACAGCAGCAACUGUGGGAAGUGAAGACACCAGCUGCAGUGUAGAGUCAAGGCACAGGGUGGUAAGAGCUGGGGCACAGGCUGGCACUGGAGACCCCAAGGCUGUAAAAAACUUGCCAGUGGUCACUUAAAGACAUGCAGACCUGGAGCUGAACAAAACUAGUUUUAGGGGUAAAAAAAUAGAAGAAAGAACAAGUACCUAAGAUAAGUAAAAUACAAAAUAUAUAGUUGCAGACCAGUGAAGAAAAAGAAGGGUGUUAAACUUUAUUAGGAAACAAAAAUAGCGACAGGUGAGAACAAUUUCCAAAAGAGAAAAAAGAAGAGAAAGAAGAAGAAAUUUUAAACACCAACAUUGUACUCUUUACUGGCACAUGAUUCUGUAUGCUAACGAACCACUGUGCCCCCUCCACCAGAUGCAAGCCACGGGGAGGUGAAAGGGUAAGCGUGACACCAGGAGAAUGUGUAGGUACUAGGUAAUGCAUGCAUAGCAAUUUUAACUGUAGUAUUAUUAUUGAGACUUUCUGUACAAUUUAUUUAUUUAUUUUUCUGCAAUAACUAGAUGUGGACUAAUAAUUCUUUGAUUAGACUGCUAAGCUUGCAAUUAUACUACUAACAAAUUUUGUGUGACUUUGCACAUAGGAUGGGGUUUUUGCCCAUAACAAGAUUUUGCACAUGAUAGCUCCUGCGGACCAUUGCUUCCCCAUGCUGAAAUGGCACCCACCUGAUGGGCUGCUGGAUAUUAGCUAGCCUUUGUGGUGUUUUUCACUGGGUCCUUUAAUGCAGCUGUGAUGUCCAAUCUCAUUUACCACAAAAGCUGCAUGAAAGUUUGUUUCUUCACUGUGACUCAGUGCAACCACUGCUCUUUAGCCCCUGCUUGAGGACACUCAGUUCCAUCACUCUGAGGCAUCUACUUGGAUUUAAAAGUAUGACCCGGUGAACUUCAAUCUCACCUCUGGUAUAAACCCAACUUCUUUGAAGAAGAAGGUAUGAAUCUUUUAAGCUUCCAUUGUUUUCUGCUUUUAGUCUCUAAUAGUUUCUAAUUUGCUAUAUGGUUUCUUUCAAAAACAUUACACCUCCCUGCAGCUGGAGUGGCAGUAUGCCAGAGGGCUUCAGUGGCCUCCAGACAUCCACAGCUCAGUUACCUGAGGUCUGCCACCAACCUUCUACAUGACUGGUUUGAUUUCUUAAUUUCUUUGCAUCUCAGUUCUCAUCUAAUAAAUGGGUAUUUAGUUUUUUUCAGUGUGGCGCUACUUAAGACUGUACAUUGAGCAAAGCAAUGACUAUCACUGUGUUUAACAUAUUGCACAGCACAGUGAGGCAGAACCCUCUGUGAGAUCCACCAGAUGCUUUAUACUAGAAAUCAGGGUCACAAUUUCUGGACAAGAACAGAAAUCAGAGUUGCCUGCUUAAUCACUUUUUUGGGAAAACAGUAGCCAAAAUUUGAGUAUCUCUCUUAAGACUUUAGUGAAUUUAGUAUCUCAUAUUCCUCCUUAUUUUCUUGUAGUUCCUUGAAAGCAACUCAAAAUUUGGGAAUACCUACAAGAUUCUGCUACCAGAAGUGCUGGGCAAAUACAGUGGAAAAGUAAAUGAUAUAUAUGGGCAAGAGAAAAAAAACAGCAGUUAGAAUAGCCUGAAUAGUACGAAUGUAUUGCACAUUUUCUAUUUAAACCAAUGCUGUCCUCUAGUUCAGUUACUGCCAGUGUGUGGCUUUGGGCAAAGCAAUUUUCUGCUCCACUUUUUCCAUCUGUGAGACAAAGAGAGAAAACAAAGGAAAAAGAGGUUUAAAACCAUUGUUUUUUUCCUCCUUUAUUAAAGGCAAAAAAUCACCUCUGUUCCUCUUUUCACAUCGGGAGGUAGUACACUCUCACCUCUUUUUACCUUUGUUGGAGCUACAGAAGUUUGCCUUUCACUACCUCCUGCUUUAGCCUCUGCCUCACAAAUGUGACUUGAGCCAAUGGCCACAGAGCACUUUGAGUACCUCAGUGAAUAGUGUGGUGUCACUACAAAUAACACCCCGUACUGUUUCUAAAGUAGGAAUGACCCAGACAUCACGGAAAAGCAAAUAAAUGGUAUUCCUUUCACACUGUUCUAGCUCAUAUAUCUGAAUUUAAGAUCUCAUUAAUGUGCUGCUAAUUCUUGUCAGCAUACUUUAUCCAGGAUUCUUCAAGUAUUUAAUUUUACAAUUUAAAACAUAUAUUAUUAAUUUUUACCACUGAAGAUUGAUCAUUUAUUCACCCAUUGAACUGUUUGAGAUGUGUUGUGUUUUCAACAGGACUUGUUUCCUUAUUUCCCACUCCCAUUUUGGUAGGUGUAUCUAACAUUAUCUAGGCCUGCAUAAUACUUUUAUUUACAUUUUAUGACUGAAAAUAACAGCAGAACUGUGUAAUUUGUUUGGCAGGAAUUCAGGCCUUGUAUUUUGGGACAGUACAAAAAGCAACUCUACUGGAAAUAAACCAAGUCAAGCUGUAUUUAAGCAUGAAAUAAAACCAUCUAUUAUUUUCAAUAGUCAAUGUGUAAAAAAGAAAGAUUUAUAACUAAGGCUUUGCAAAAGCUAGGACAGACCAAACUGCGCUGGAUUCUACAUAUCUCCAGAAGGCAUCUACUCCAGGGACCUGAAUGUGUCACUUUCAGGGUUAGAAGCAUUUUACACAGUUACUGUCACAACUGAGGGAGCCUUGAUGGAUAGCCAUGGAUGCCAAGGGCUGUAGCAGUCCUAGAAAUGACCAUGUUAUAAUGUUUACAGGCAGAUUAAUAAUCUCACUCAGAUUAAAGCCAAGUGUAAAUUGCCUGUUGCUGUUGGUGUAACUGUUCACAGAUUCAGACCUUAAUGGUCUGACUAUGUACUUAAAUGGGUGCAUUGACUGUAUAAUAUAUUUGCAAAAA
Molecule: messenger RNA, 6466 nt
Organism: Tyto alba (common barn owl)
Lineage: Eukaryota; Metazoa; Chordata; Aves; Strigiformes; Tytonidae
Gene: DTD2
Product: D-aminoacyl-tRNA deacylase 2
Exons: 3
Coding region: 7-495 (162 amino acids)
Biological process (GO): tRNA metabolic process
Cellular component (GO): cytoplasm
Molecular function (GO): D-tyrosyl-tRNA(Tyr) deacylase activity
Source: RefSeq, a predicted model, not a curated record